This is a messenger RNA of Aspergillus versicolor CBS 583.65, 690 nucleotides long. RefSeq lists its product as uncharacterized. The transcript is spliced from 2 exons. The record is from RefSeq and is a predicted model, not a curated record. NCBI's taxonomy places the organism in Eukaryota, Fungi, Ascomycota, Eurotiomycetes, Eurotiales, Aspergillaceae. Bases 1 to 690 code for a protein of 229 amino acids.
AUGACCCCGUUCACCAAGAUUACCCUGGCCCUCUGUGCCAUCCUUUCCACCCUCCUGCCACUUACACAAGCCCAAGCACCCCAAGGAAAGCCCUACACAGACCCAAAAACAAACAUAACCUUCUCCACCUGGGAAAUCGGCGAGACUUCUGGCGCAGGCCCAUUCACAUUCGGGCUUGCCUUGCCUUCCAAUGCGCUAAAAACCGACGCUACCGAGUUCAUUGGGUACAUGAAAUGCGCGCCUGCAAAUGGCUGGUGCGGCGUUUCUCUCGGCGGGUCAAUGACGAAUGCCCUACUCGUCGUUGCAUACGCAGACGACAAACAGAAUGUGAAACAGACCUUGCGGUUUACGGCGGAGUAUACCCUGCCUGGUGUGUAUGAGGGGAAUGCAACAAUCAAGCCGAUUGCAUCAGAAGUCAGUAAAGAUUCCUUCACCACGGUCUUUCGGUGUGAGGAGUGUUUGCGGUGGGCGCAGAAUGGGACGGAGGGUGCGGCUGCGACGAGUAGUGGGAAUUUGGACCUGGCGUUUGCUGUUGAGGCGGAGGGGCCGGAGGAAGGGUGUGCAGAUGAGGCGAAGCUUAGGAAACAUUCUGGACAGGGGACUUGGGUGGGUUUCGUGGAUAAUAGCACUGUCAGUGAGAGUUAUGAGAAGUGGGCUGGGACGGCGGAGACUGUACGUGGGGGUUGUUAG